Solanum dulcamara is the source of this 618-nucleotide messenger RNA. RefSeq lists its product as uncharacterized. The record is from RefSeq and is a predicted model, not a curated record. The transcript has 3 exons. NCBI's taxonomy places the organism in Eukaryota, Viridiplantae, Streptophyta, Magnoliopsida, Solanales, Solanaceae. Bases 1 to 618 code for a protein of 205 amino acids.
AUGGAUCUCAAAGGCAAGUUGAUUGCGUCAAUAGAGGUAAACUGUGGAGGACAUCCUAUUCAUGAUACUAUUUACAUCAAUACUCAUCAUAUACCCAACAUAGCCCCUAAAGUGUUCAACCAUUUUGAAAUUCACAUGAAGGUGAAACUAGAAAGGUUGGUUCGAUUGUUAGCUGGAAAAUUAACCAAGGUAACACACACUGUUAUACUCUCUCUCUCUCCCUCAAUUUUCUUGCAUCAAAUUUUUGUAGGAAUAAGUUAUAAAAACACACCUAAACUAUAUGAACACCAGUGGACGACAAUCACAUUUAUGUACGAGAAGAAAACUGAAGAUACAAAUGGUCCCAUUACUUACCUGGGCUGUCCACUUUACAUUGGACGACAGAGAAUCAUAUACUAUACAGGUAUGGUGUCCAAAGUUAUAAGAAAAAUUAGAGGCUGGCAGAAUAAAAUACUGAGCUUUGGAGGCAGAGCAACUUUGGUGAAAUCAGUGCUGCAAUCUUUACCAAUCCACUUGUUGUCUGCGAUCAGACCUACUGCUACAACUAUCAAUCAGAUUAAAAGCCUCAUAGCUAACUUUUUCUGGGGGUGGGACAAAGAGAAGAAGAAAUAUCAUUAG